This is a messenger RNA of Podospora anserina S mat+, 1404 nucleotides long. RefSeq lists its product as uncharacterized. The record is from RefSeq and is a predicted model, not a curated record. Gene Ontology annotation, biological process: nucleoside transmembrane transport. Gene Ontology annotation, molecular function: nucleobase transmembrane transporter activity; nicotinamide riboside transmembrane transporter activity. Gene Ontology annotation, cellular component: plasma membrane; fungal-type vacuole membrane. NCBI's taxonomy places the organism in Eukaryota, Fungi, Ascomycota, Sordariomycetes, Sordariales, Podosporaceae. Bases 1 to 1404 code for a protein of 467 amino acids. The transcript is spliced from 2 exons.
AUGGAUCGCCUCAAGAAUGUGUUUGCGCCUGUAAAGGCCGACCCAGACGAGUACUCGCCGUUGACGGAUUCCGACGAUGAUGACUCCCGCUCGGGAACGCUGGAGGGGGAGGUGUAUGAGGAGCAGUCGCCGUUUUCGUGGAUCGAGUACUCCAUAUUUGCCUUUAUUGGCGUGGCGAUGCUGUGGGCGUGGAACAUGUUUCUUGCUGCGGCGCCGUACUUUCAAAGCCGAUUCGUAUCCGACCCAUGGAUUCAGGAUACCUCCCAGUCGGCCAUCCUUGCCGUUUCAACGACUACGAAUCUGGUCACCAUGUUGGUCUUGACCAACAUGCAGUCGUCGGCGAGCUAUCCAUUUCGAAUCAACACAGCCUUGUUCCUCAACGUGGCAGUCUUUACUCUCCUCACCAUCUCGACAAGCCACUUCCUCGAUGCCUCGACCGGCGCAUACUUUGCUUUUCUCCUCAUGAUGGUAGGCAUUACCGCCUUGGCGUCCGGGCUCAUGCAGAACGGCGCCUUUGCCUUUGCCGCUAGUUUCGGCAGGACAGAGUACACACAGGCAAUCAUGGCUGGGCAGGGUGUAGCUGGUAUCCUGCCCCCAUUGACCCAGAUGCUAUCCUACCUGGCCUUCUCCCCUGCCGAGCCCGCUCUCGACCCAGCAAGGAGAACAGCCGAGGACGACGGCCCCCAAGAAAGCAGCACCGCGGCGUUCAUCUACUUCCUCACCGCGGUGAUCAUCUCUGGCAUCACCCUCUUGGCGUUCCUGCCUCUGGUAAACAGACACAACCGCAUUGUUGAGCGCCGGCUGGCAGAACAGCAGGACCUCUCCCAGUCUGUCACUUCCAUCGAGGAAGCCGAAAGGGCAAACAGACGCUACGUCAGCAUGUCAACGCUGUUUAGGAAACUGCGCUGGGUGUCUGUCAGCGUGUCUAUGUGUUUUGCCGUGGCCAUGUUUUUCCCCGUGUUUACGGCAAAGAUCCUGUCUGUCCACAACGCUGAUUCGGACGGGAAGCUCUACGCUCCCGGGGCGUUUAUCCCCCUGGGGUUUUUUUUCUGGAACUUGGGUGAUUUGACGGGGAGGGUGGCGACCAUGUUUCCCUUUUCGCUCCGUCACAGGCCAAAGGCACUGUUUGCGAUUGCGAUGGGGAGGUGGCUGUUUUUGCCGCUGUAUUUCUUAUGUAAUAUUGGGGGACGGGGAGCAGUGGUGAAGAGUGAUUUGUUUUAUUUGGUGGCGGUGCAGUUUCCUUUUGGGUUGACGAGUGGGUGGUUGGGGAGUAGUGCGAUGAUGGCGGCGGGGGAGUGGGUGGGUGAGUGGGAGAGGGAGGCGGCGGGGGGGUUUAUGGGCAUGUGUUUGGUUGCUGGGUUGACGGUGGGGAGUUUGUUGAGUUUUACUGCUGCGGGGGUUUAG